Messenger RNA from Aspergillus eucalypticola CBS 122712, 1253 nucleotides. RefSeq lists its product as uncharacterized. The record is from RefSeq and is a predicted model, not a curated record. The coding region runs from base 1 to 1131 and encodes 376 amino acids. The transcript is spliced from 4 exons. Lineage: Eukaryota; Fungi; Ascomycota; Eurotiomycetes; Eurotiales; Aspergillaceae.
AUGCUGAGACAUUCACUGCAGCGAGGGUCACCUGAUCCUUUGACUCGAAAUCUGAGAAGUUGGUCGAGAAUCGGGGACCCUGCCAGCGAGACGGCGGCGGGCAGCAGCGCCAAUCCAGCAGAGGACCAGACAUCGGGCUCGCAGCUAGUGUCUUCUCAUUUCAGCAACCAUGCCAACGACCUCACUAUCGUUGGCGAUGCUCCCUCAGCAAGUGUGACUGAAGACUUGGUCACUAAGCUGCUAGGAGCACUAUCUGCAAAAGGGGAGGUUCUGGGAGAUUCCUACAGUCGGCUGAAGACUUUGGCCACCGACUUCAGCUCUCUAAGUAUCGAGGAGGUACUGCGCCGCCUAGUCGGUAUGUUCGUGGACGGCGUGCUAUCGAGCGCACAAGUAGUUGUGGAUGCAUUGAUUGAUUUCAUCCAAAGCUUUGCCGAUAAGGGCAUGUCCCUGUUGGACACCAAGCUCCAUAUCCCCGUUAUCUCCGACAUCUUGAAUCUCCUGGGAGUCCCCGAUAUCUAUUUCUUGGAUAUUUUUAUGUGGAUUGGACCUGUCGCCUAUACCGUCGUGUACAAAUUGAUACACAACGAACCCCCUUUGCCCGACGAUGACACCUCUGCUGCUCUCAUCGCAGCCAGCAGCUGGGACGAGUUGGAACAGCUAUUUUUGUCAACAGUAACUCCUCCGCGCGCGCUCUCCCAAACCACUCAGCAGUCAAUUUACGUGUACACAAAUGCCAUGAGCGGAAUGGUACUGUUCAUCGGCAACAUCGCCCUGUUCAUGGAGGCUCAGGCACCCUCAGCGGGUUGUUGUGGCAAGCGUGGGAGCCAGCAACCUCCUGGCACCCAAGGAUCCCAUCCAGGACUCAGCUUCCUUGGAUUCACACCCGUCUAUGGCAAGCUUGCGGCUACCACGAGCAACUUCCCCGAUUUGCUACCGAGUGAUGGGCGGGCAGUGGGUGCUGUCUUCAAGGCACUUCUCCUUAUUCCCAAGUUGAUGUCUACGUCGUACCAUCUGUAUGAACUUACCAGCGAAGAGGCUGGUGCGACGCAAUCUGCAGCUAUCGUGGGCGAGGUAGCGUGUCAAACCGGGGCUGUAUUUCAAGUCUCGUAUGCGGCUGCAGUGAAUGAUUAGGAGCUGGCAAGCCGACAGGUUCCAAUCGGGGUUAUGACGCUAUGUGUUGAUCUUCGGUCUGGUUUACUGGUUGCCGAAUCAAUGAUCCAUUGAUGCGGAGAAAAUAGCGUAUGAGGGGUAAC